UGGCUGAGGUCGAUUAGUGAUACGAGAGAUUGAGGGGAAUGCGGCGUUGGCCUGAGGGUGUAUAAAGAGGGACAAAGAAGUCGGGCUGGGAACAGUCGUUUCUGAGCAUCAGACCGUGAUCUUGAGAAGCAAUCUUCAUCUUCCAUCUCUUGUAUGCUACUUUGCUGGUUUAGAGCCUCUUUUGCUGAUACCACUGUUGACGGUCCCCUGCAGAAGCACCAACUUCACCGGCUGAGAGUAGUCAUCCAAAGCGCCUCUCACACCAACAUGUCCAACGAAGCGUCCGAGACUGGAGCCAAGAUGCCGCCCACUCCGCAGGGCGCUCCUUGCUGGAUUGAGAUUCCGUCCGUGGAGCCAAAGAAGCUCAAGGAAUUCUAUGCUGCCCUCUUUCCCGCGUGGAACUUCAGGAGUGCGGCUGAGGAGGAUCCUGUGGUCCACUAUACCUUCGCGCAGCCAUCUGGCCUCUCCGGAGGGAUAAUUAAGUUGCCGGAGGGCUGCACUCGCAGCGAGCAUCCGAUGGGCGUCGGCUUCACCGUCUAUUACUUCGUGGAGUCCGUUGAUGAGAUUGAGAAGAAGAUCUCUGAGCUCGGCGGUAAGAAGGUCUUGGACAAGACGGCUGAGCGGACCCAUGGAUGGUUUGCCAAUUAUGUUGACCCGGAGGGCAACAGGUUCGGCGUGUUUGAGGUCAAUCAGGCAGAUUCUGGGGCUAUGUGAAGGUCAUUAGUAGUAGGACUGCCCAUGUGUGUAUCGGCUGGGCGUGCGGGUCUGGAUUGCUCGUUGUGCGCUGAUGUGUGAUGCGAGAGGACGGGCUUGGGUGUUUGCCGUUCAGAUAUGCAACAAAUUGAGUCCAGCUAUACUUUGCCG
Trematosphaeria pertusa is the source of this 864-nucleotide messenger RNA. RefSeq lists its product as uncharacterized. The record is from RefSeq and is a predicted model, not a curated record. The transcript is spliced from 5 exons. Lineage: Eukaryota; Fungi; Ascomycota; Dothideomycetes; Pleosporales; Trematosphaeriaceae. Bases 268 to 714 code for a protein of 148 amino acids.